Dioszegia hungarica is the source of this 2256-nucleotide messenger RNA. Its product is annotated as P-loop containing nucleoside triphosphate hydrolase protein. The record is from RefSeq and is a predicted model, not a curated record. Gene Ontology annotation, cellular component: nuclear origin of replication recognition complex. Gene Ontology annotation, biological process: mitotic DNA replication checkpoint signaling; DNA replication initiation. Bases 1 to 2256 code for a protein of 751 amino acids. Gene Ontology annotation, molecular function: chromatin binding; DNA replication origin binding; ATP hydrolysis activity. The transcript is spliced from 8 exons. Lineage: Eukaryota; Fungi; Basidiomycota; Tremellomycetes; Tremellales; Bulleribasidiaceae.
AUGGCCCUCACACCUCGCCGCUCGACCCGCGGCGCAGUCUUCACCCCCUCCCCUUUCCCCUCCCCGUCCCUCGCCGCCCCUUCCGACACCGCGACGACGUACCAAUGGCUGUCCCCCGCUAUCUACCCCGAAAACUCUGAUACUCCUCACUAUACGUCCCUGAGGCGCUCGGUGGCUGGCACAAACACUCCCGGCCGGCGGAAGGGGAAAGGCAAGGCGAAAGGGGACGACGAUACCCGAUUUACAGUGGGUGACGGGGUGGUCGUCUCGGUGGAUGGGAAUGGUGAGGGAGUGGGAGUGAUCACGAAGAUGUGGGAGGAGGAGGUAAAGAAGGAAGAAGACGAUGAUGAAGGGGACGGAGCUGAGGAAGAGGAUGAAGGGGAGGAAGGGGAAAAGACAGUCAAGAUGGCGGAAAUACAUUGGUGUUUCCGAAGAAGGGAUCUGCCGAGUAUCAUGAAGAACAUCACAGUCGAAGAUAACGAGCUACUUCUAGCCGCCUCGCCGGUCCGACCCGUGUCUACCCCUAUCCCCGUUACCCUCCUCCUCCGUACCGUCGAGAUCUACUCUCGAGCCUCCUGGAAGCAGAAAUACGACCCGAUCAAGUCUGUCGUCCGCGGCUGGACAUACAUCCAGAAAGACGUGUACUGGUGCGAGCGCGCGUUCGACAAGGGGGCGAAGGGCGGUCUGGCAUGGCGGGUGGAUCUAGACGAGUGGAGGGAAGGCGGGAAGAGCGGACAAGGAUGGACGGUGCCGACCGUAGCACUGCCCGAGCCUGUGGAGGAUAAAGUAGAAAGCGAGGAUGAUGCGGCCAGCGGGAGCGAGGCGGCAGUGGGCGAAGGAUCAGACGACGAGGAGGAGGCGGAAGAAGGCACGCCAAAGAAGCGGAAGCGCCCUGCAGCAGCAAGGGUCAAAGCGCCCGCUCGGCCAGCAAAGAAGCGCAAGACGAUCCAAGCGGCGCCUGGGCGCACACCGAAGAAGGGCAAGAAGCUGCCUCAUCCGCAAGCCUCGACUACACAUAUCCCUUCCUCCAUACCGGAUCUGGAUGAUCUGCCUGUUGACCCGUAUCAGAGAGCUCUGCGCCUCUUACACGUCGGUGCGACGCCAGAGUCUCUGCCUUGUCGGGAGGAGGAGUUUGUGGAGGUGCUGAGUAAGGUGGAAGAAGGGGUGGAAGGUGGCGGAGGGGGCUGUCUCUAUAUUGCUGGAGUGCCAGGAACAGGAAAGACAGCAACGGUCCAUGCGGUAGUGAAGGAGCUCAAGCGGAAAGCAGAGGAUGGCGAAUUGCCUCCCUUCUCAUACGUCGAGAUCAACGGCCUCAAGAUCCCCUCUCCUCAGCAUGCCUACACUGUUCUCUGGGAAGCCAUCUCCGGCGCUCAGGCCACAUCAUCCAAGACCGCCCUACGAGGUCUGGAGGCGCACUUCAACCGUAAGACCGGAGGAGCGCGGGGUCCAAGAGGUCAUACCUUUGUUGUGCUCAUGGACGAACUCGAUCAGCUCCUCACCACCAAGCAGGACGUCGUCUACAACUUCUUCAACUGGCCGACUAUGCGCGACUCUCAGCUGUUCGUCAUUGCCGUCGCGAAUAGGAUGGACCUGCCUCAGCAGCUCGCAGCUAAAAUCAAAUCCAGGCUAGGUCUCCAGACGCUCUUGUUCCAGCCGUACGACCGGCAGAACCUCAUCGAGAUUGUGCAGUCUCGGCUCAUCGCGCACCCAAAAAGCAGGGAGGAGCAUAAGGUGCUUCAGCCAGAUGCCAUCGCAUUGGCGGCGACAAAGAUGGCGGGUACGAAUGGAGAUGCGAGGCGUGUGCUCGAUGCGUGCAGGCGAGCUUCGACGUUCAGAUUGAAGCACGACACUCCGCACCCCGUCACCGCCAAAGAAAUGAUGGGUGUCUUAAACCAAAUGUCUUCUUCGCCCGUCGCGCUCUUCGUCAAGUCAUGCAGUGAACAGCAGAAGAUGAUGCUGGCGGCUAUGGUACGAUGUGUCCGGCGAGAAGGUGUGCCGGAGAUACAAUGGCGAGCAGUGAGGUCAGACCACGAUAAUCUCACCCGAUCUCUCCUCGGAUCAAAUGAUCUCUUAUCCCCCUCGGAGCUCCUUCUCGUCUUUUCCUCCCUUAUCGCGUCGCACGCCAUGACAGCCUCGCCCGACCCCAAAAUCAGCCAGGACGACCGCAGAGUCGCGCUGGGGAUGGAGAUUGGGGAGGUGGGCCGGGUGCUGAUGGCUGAAGGAGAAGGGUGGAGGAGGGCCCUGGCUGGUGUUUGA